AGGGGGGGGCGUUAAAGCGGCAGCGCGGCGGCACCAUCAUCUCGGAUUGGGUGCGGGCUGAUGGAGCCGGGCGGCGGAACGGAGCGGGGGGGCGGCUGCUUCCUCUACUACGCGUACGGCAGUAAUCUGCUGCGGGAGCGGCUGCUGCUGAGCAACCCCUCGGCGGCGCUCUGUGCCGUGGCACGCCUGCAGGAUUUUAAGCUCGAGUUUGGCCAUCAUCAAGGCAGGACAAGUUCUGUCUGGCAUGGAGGUACAGCUACCAUUGUUCAGAGCCCUGGAGACGAAGUAUGGGGAAUAGUGUGGAAAAUGAACACUAGCAAUUUAAGUUCACUGGAUAAGCAAGAGGGAGUUGAAGAUGGCAUUUAUGUCCCGAUAGAAGUUAAUGUCCACACUCAAGCAGGAAAGGUACUGACCUGUCGAAGCUACCAGAUGAAGGACUAUGUCUGUGGUCCCCCUUCUCCUCAGUAUAAAAAGGUUAUCUGCAUGGGUGCAAAACAGAAUGGCUUGCCAACUGACUAUCAGAAAAAAUUAGAAGCUAUUGAAACUAAUAACUAUGCAGGGCCAGUGCAAAUCAUGGAAGAGAUUGAAGCUGCUAUUAAAGCAAAGAAAAUAAAUUCUGCAUAGAAUACCUCCGCAUUUGCUUGGCUGUUCACCUUGAUUUAGAUAGCUCUCCUCACUGUGCUGAUCAGCAGUUUCUUUUAUUUGUCAAGAAAAGAUGAGUUUGUGCAUCUACAGUAAGCAAUUAGACAUAAUUUGCAAUCUGAAGACAUACUGACAUUGGUAACUUCUUCACUUGAUAUGUAUAGCUUGAGCACAUGCUGAAGUUUUUGCAGAUUUAGAAAUUACCUUUCUGUAAUUGUCAUGUAGUGCUGCAUGCAAAUUUGUGCUUCGUCUCCUGUUUGCUGAGCUUUUUUAAAAGAAAAAGGCGAUCUUGAUGAGUAUUGGCAUCUGUUGCCUUCUGAGGAAUAAGGGCUGCAGGAUCAGGCCCUUUGUUCUUAAAUAUUGUAUAAACAAUUAUCAAGAAUUUCAAAGAUUUUUUUUUAGAUGCAAAAUACUCAGAACUCCAAAGCAAGACUAAACUUUUUCCUCUGCUGCCUCACUUAAUGGUUUAAAGCCUGACCUAUCUGAAGCUAUGGAGUUCCUGUUUCUGUUUACAUAGUUAAAAAGAAGAAAAAGUAGUAUUUUUUAACUAUCUCCAUAUUUUUAAGCGUUAGUCCAAAAGGCAACCCAGGCCUGAAGACAACGGUAAAGGAUCUCAUUCAAACCAUAAUGACCUCCUUUCAUGUCUAUUAAUGAUCAUAGGUGAACUGGUUAGGUAUAACCAACGGAUUUUAAAGAACUCAGGUAAUUCCAAGGUUUUUAAAAUUACCUUUUUGAGGCUUGUUGCUUAUCUAGACCUUGGUCUCAUGCCCAGUGAAAUCAGGAAGUCUCCUGUGAGUCCUAGUGCAUUUGUUUCGUGGCUUCAUUUGUGUCGUCUUCCCCCCACCCCCAGCUUUGACAAGCUCCUGAAAACUGGAAGCUCUUCUAAGUACUCUAAACCUUAUCUUCAUGGUACUUGGCAACCCCUGUAGUUAGUCUGUGAGGGACAAGGAAAAAAUGACAACCUGGAAGAUGUCAAACAACUGAACUUUGGCUUAUCUUCUGUUCAGUGGGGUUUUUUUCCUCUUGAUGUACAGAGAGGUGUAAGAUAUAAUUGGUGUCACUGUGUGACUGCUUAGAUAAACAAAUGACAAAGUAACAGACUUACCAUGUCUUCUCUGCAUAAAAUUUUUCUCUAAACUUCUGCCAGGGAUGUAUAGGUGCUGUCCUGAUGUCAUAUGCCUGUUUCUAGAGUUGGGUAUGGUGACUGCAGUAAAACACGGUACUUUCUGUAUUAGCACUGUUUAGUCUGAACCUGAGUAAAUAAAACUGAUUACUAAAACUCU
This is a messenger RNA of Grus americana (Whooping crane), 1925 nucleotides long. It is a transcript of the gene GGCT, whose product is annotated as gamma-glutamylcyclotransferase. The transcript has 4 exons. The record is from RefSeq and is a predicted model, not a curated record. Gene Ontology annotation, molecular function: gamma-glutamylcyclotransferase activity. NCBI's taxonomy places the organism in Eukaryota, Metazoa, Chordata, Aves, Gruiformes, Gruidae. Bases 61 to 624 code for a protein of 187 amino acids.